Molecule: messenger RNA, 998 nt
Organism: Paramecium primaurelia
Lineage: Eukaryota; Ciliophora; Oligohymenophorea; Peniculida; Parameciidae
Source: the annotation of a GenBank genome assembly
AUGGAAUUUAUAGCUACCUAGAUUGAGUAUUUUACAAAAUAUCUUGAAUCAAAUUGGAAAAGAGGUGCUCCUGUAGUCUAUGUAAUGACAGGAAUACUGCUUAGUUCUAUAAAUUCUUUGUUAAGCAAAACUUUGGGAAUGAAUGCCAAUCAAGUUGUAUUUGGAAGAGGAAUUAUAGUAUGCAUAAUUGGAAAAUUAGUUACAUAAUAACAAAAUAUAAAUUUAUAUGGGUUUGAUGCUGGUAUUUAUAAGAAGCUACUUCUGAGAAGUCUAUUAGGUUUUUUUGCCACUCUUUUAUUCUAUACAGGAUUGUUUUAUGUUAAUAUUUCUGAAGCUUAAGUACUUAUGCAAACGACAUCUAUUUGGACUACAAUCAUAGCAAUUUAUUUUUUAAAAACAGAAUAAUUAUCAUUGAGACUUAUUAUGAAUUUUUUGUUUUGCUUUAUAGGUAUUAUAUUAUUGGUUCAACCUCCAUUUUUAAGGAAAUUAGUAGGUGAAUAUCAAAUUAAUGAUGAGAAACAAAAUUAAUUAUUAGGCUGUAUUAUUUUGCUUAUGUCUACUUUAUUAUUUUCUCUUGUUUAAGUUUUGAUUAAAAAUUUAUCACAUUGUGUAAAUAUUUUAAAUUAUAAUAAUAGGUUAAUUAGAUGGUAAUACCAUAAUAUUUUAGUAUAAUUUCGAUUAUAUUUUCAUCAUUUUUGGCAACUUGUAAUCCAAAUAUGAUAUGGAGAGUACCAAGCAUAAUAGAGUUACUUAAAUUAUGUUUGAUAGGAAUAGUUUCUUAUUUAUAAUAAUUGUUAAUGAAUAGAGCUUAUAUGAAAGGAAAUUUAACAGAAAUGGCAAUGCUUGGUUAAACCUAAUUAAUAUAUGGAUACUUAUUUGAUAUAUUGAGAGGUGCUCAUAUAUCAAUUUUAAGUAUCUGUGGAUCAAUUUUAAUAGCAAGUUCAAUCUGCAAUAGAAUUUUGGAGAAGAAUAAAGUUUAGGAUCACAUUCCUAAAUGA